UAGUGCUGGUGUAUAUUUUCUUUCCAUGAUGUCUACAGCAGGAAUUGCUUCUCCAGAUCUUGAUCUAACCUUUGGCGCAUUGCUCUGUGGAUCGUUUAUUGUGAUCUUAUUAUUCGGCAUCUUCAUUGUUCAAGUGUAUCUUUACUAUAAAGGAUAUCCCAAGGACAAGCUUCUUCUCAAAAUCUUGUUCACACACUUUGCAUCAACAAUUAACAGUACCUCAAUCUAUUUCCAUAGUAUCUGUGAAUUGGCUCACACAAUAUGUGUCACAAGUGGGGUUUAUAUUAUGCUGAUCACUUUUUAUGGACAUCCGGAGAUCCUCUCGAAAUUUCCGUUGCCAUUCGAUCUCACAGUUGCAUUUGCAGCCCCAGUGACUGCAGUAGUUCAAGCCUUUUAUAUUCUUCGUAUCUACAGAUUUUUAAAUGUUUUGUACAUCCCCCUUGUCCUAUGGGUUCUGUGCUUCCUUCGCGUUUCAGUAACAUUGUUCGAAUUACAAUGGAAUUGGCUUUUCACUGUCAAUUUUGUAGUGGGUGCAUUUGUUGAUGUUGCUGUUGCGGGAAUUCUGGUUUUUAAACUUUGGAAAGAACGGAGGGAGGCUAUGAAAAGUGUUGUUGCAGUUCUUGUUGUGAUAUUUGUAUUGAUCUGGAUAACCACAUAUACAUGUCUUGCAAAAGUAUACUCCAACUCACUUAUGGCUGGACUGAAUGCUCGCAAUAAUCUUCGCCACCUGGAAACAGAAACAGAAGCUCAGGUAUAUGAGCUAGAUGUCCAUCCUGAUGGCACAGAUUCUCUGAGGUCCCAAGCUCCCAGGAAUAGGGUAAUUGGUCCUCAUGGACAUAUCAAAUCAGUUGACACGGAAUUACAAUUUGCUUCAAACCAAACCUCCACAGUCACCAGUGUUUUGGUGUAAAAUUUGCUUGAAUCAUUCUGAUUAAACUACAGCUUGUAAUACCGAUGAUGUUGUCCAUUAAUGAAAUCAGUUCCAUAGUACGGC
Lentinula edodes (shiitake mushroom) is the source of this 994-nucleotide messenger RNA. RefSeq lists its product as uncharacterized. The record is from RefSeq and is a predicted model, not a curated record. Bases 26 to 910 code for a protein of 294 amino acids. NCBI's taxonomy places the organism in Eukaryota, Fungi, Basidiomycota, Agaricomycetes, Agaricales, Omphalotaceae. The transcript has 10 exons.